This is a messenger RNA of Odontomachus brunneus, 928 nucleotides long. RefSeq names its product glutaredoxin-related protein 5, mitochondrial (gene Grx5). NCBI's taxonomy places the organism in Eukaryota, Metazoa, Arthropoda, Insecta, Hymenoptera, Formicidae. The transcript is spliced from 3 exons. The record is from RefSeq and is a predicted model, not a curated record. The coding region runs from base 393 to 809 and encodes 138 amino acids.
CAAUAUCUGAGUGAUAUAUAUUUCCGUUUUUUAAAUACCACAUCUUAUAAUUAUCAUCUUGUUUUAAUUAUGUUGGUGAAAUUGUAUAAAAUUGUGAUGUAACAUAUUCGGUAAAUAUGCAUAUUGCUAGUAAAUUUUUGAGUGAAGGAAUUAUAAAUCAUAUAUAUUAUUCCGUGAAAAUAUUAUUUUUAUUAUGCAAAUGUAUGCGAAAGUGUUUUUGAUAACAAAGUUCGUCGUACGAUGGCACCACUUUCUAUUUCACGAGUCGAUACAAGUACGAAAUAGCUGACUGCUCGAAGCAGUGUACACAUAACCUCCUUCUCCGGUCGUGCUGUUUCUAAAUCUCAAAAAGUUUAUUGCGAAAAUACUCUUUAGUUCAUAUAAAGUGAAACAUGUUUCGUUUUGGAGCCAGAUGUUCCCUUGUCGUCAGGAGUUUUAGUACUAAGUUCAAUGAAAUCGGCAACCUCGUUAAAAAAAAUAAAGUAGUCGUCUUUAUGAAAGGUGUGCCAGAGGAGCCAAGGUGUGGGUUCAGUAACGCUGUAGUCCAGAUAUUACGAAUGCAUGGUGUUACUUACGAUGCUCAUGAUGUUCUUAAAGAUGAGAGUCUCAGACAAGGUGUAAAGGACUUUUCAAAUUGGCCUACAAUACCUCAAGUUUUUAUAAAUGGCGAUUUCGUGGGUGGCUGUGACAUAAUGCUAGAAAUGCAUAAGAAUGGUGAACUCAUUGAGGAAUUAAAGAAAGUUGGGAUUACAAGCGUCCUUUUAGAAAAAGAAUCCUCUUCAGAUAAUAUCAAAGGAUCUAAAGAAUAAAUAAUUUAAUUAUCUUGUAUAUAAACUGUUUCAUAUCAACAGUGGUUUUUUGUUAUAAUAAAUAUUUUUGUUAGCGUUAGCUAUAUAUGUAAAUCAAUAUGAAUUAAUGUCUCUAUGAA